UGCUUAAAAAACGUUUUUUUUGAGAAUAGAAGAGUGAUUGUGAAAUUUUGGACAAUUUUUAGACUGAGCUUAAUUAUUGGGGAAAUGAUAGGGGAAUAAUUUGAUUGGGAAAUUUAUUUUACCAACAUAAGAUCGGUGAAAUCAAGCAAUGGUUAAAAAACCAAAGCACUAAAACGUGGGGAAAUUCAAUCGACAGUGUUGGCUAGAUUCUUUGCAAAAUCACGACGUGCCUGAAAAAAUAGUUUUGUACGUCAACAAUCAAGAAUUUUUUAAAGUAUUCUUUUCAAAGAAUCGUAACUUUUGAUUUCCAUUAAAUUUUGGAGGCUGUUAUAGUGGUAAAUAGUCGGACAAGUUGGCUAAAGCAUUGAAAUCGUUAUUUUCGGGACGCCAUUUUGUAUGUGCCGGUGAUUUUACCUAUAGGUGUCAAAUAUUUUACAACAUUAAAUAGUUUUAUUAUUGAAUAGUUAUUUGUCUGUGAUUUGAUCUUGUUCCGCAUAAUUUAGAACACUUGUAGGUUUCUAUAAGAUGAUUGUUUAGUCCAAAUUCAAAGUGAAACAAUGACUGUUGCAACCAGAGGGCAGGAAAUUGUUGAAGACAACAAGGAAGUCCAGAACGCAAUUGCUGGCCCUUCAAAUGUAACUCCAGAAGUGGUCCAAGACGAAAAUGCUGAACCAGAUUUCCCAAAAGAUAAACUAGUUACUUUAGAAGAUAAAAUCUCGAACCUAAGAUGGGUAGUGCCAGUUUUGCCAGAUCAAGAACUGGAAGUUCUGCUGAAGGCCUCAAUAGAUCUGGCAAAGAAGAACUUGGACAUGAAAUCAGAAGCGUGCCAGCGCUUCUUUCGUGAUGGGUUGACAAUUUCCUUUACCAAAAUACUAACAGACGAGGCAGUGUCCAGCUGGAAAACCAACAUCCAUGUUUGCAUUUAUCAGAAUUGUUUAAAACUAAUUGAACUGUGUGUCGUCAAGUUGCCCCAUGACUACUAUCCAUUGCUCGAUCUUCUGGCUAUGGUUCUCAACCCUAAUAACAAGUUUCAUAGUUUCAAUUCUACCAGACAGAGUGAAACUGCUGGGCCUGGAUGUAUUUUAACCGAGGAGGAACUAUUUGCAAGACCUUCGUCAGAUCCUCGCAACCCAAGGGGCUGGCUGGUCGAUCUAAUUAACAAAUUCGGAGAGCUUGGAGGAUUUCAGAAUUUGCUCGAGCGAUUUCAAACAGGAAAAAAUCUGAGUGUCUCUAUUGUAUAUGCCCUCUUAACCCCUUUUGGACUUUGUUAUGAAUUUUUAACACCUCAUACUAUUCACAAGUAUGCCCUUCCAGUAUUGGAAAUGGUACCAGGUAUCCUGGAAAAACUAACCGAUGAGGAGCUUAAGCGAGAAGCGAAAAAUGAACAGAAAAGCGACAUAGUCUCCUUAAUUAUUCGAUCAGCGAAAAAUGUAGCAUCUCGAGUACCUGACCAAGAGGAGUUGAUUAGAACAUUGGAAGGAUUCCGGCUGACAAUGAUAUUAAGACAAUUGCAAAUAUCCAGUUUUAAUGGCAAAAUGAACGCCCUUAAUGAGAUUAACAAAGUUAUAUCUAGUGUAAAUUAUUACAUAAAUCGACAUCAUGGAAUAGAGGAAGAAGAAUAUCUAACACCAGAAAGGAUGGCGAAAUGGAUUAUCGAUAACAAAGUUCUGGAAAUUGUAUUGCGCGAUUCCCUUCACCAGCCUCAAUAUGUGGAAAAAUUGGAGAAAAUAUUGAGAUUCGUUAUUAAGGAGAAGGCUCUAAGCCUUGGCGAUCUCGAUGCUGUUUGGGCUGCGCAAGUUGGCAAACACGAGGCCAUUGUGAAAAAUGUGCACGAUCUUCUGGCUAAAUUAGCAUGGGACUUCAGUGCUGAACAAUUGGACCAUCUGUUUGAGUGUUUUCAAAACAGCUGGACUUCAGCUUCGAAAAGGCAACGCGAAAGACUUCUUGAGUUAAUCAGAAGACUUGCUGAAGAUGAUAAAGAUGGUCUGAUGGCACACAAAGUACUGACUCUCUUUUGGAAUCUCGCCCACGCAGAGGAUGUUACAACUGAAAUUAUGGACCAAGCAUUGGCGGCCCAUGUGAAAAUUCUCGACUAUAGUUGCUCACAAGAGAGAGAUGCUCAAAAAACAGUAUGGUUGGACAAGUGUGUAGACGAACUUAAAACUAGCGACACUUGGGUGUUACCAGCGUUGAAGCAGAUUCGCGAAAUUUGUACGCUUUAUGAGCAGAAUCCGAAUGGAGGACAUCCGCAGCGUACGCAUCACAUUUAUUACCGCCAAGAGGUAAUAGAACGUCUCCAAAAUCAACACUCUCUAGUCAUUUUGGUGGCGAAUAGUCUUACAACUUACAUGGCUCACUUAAGACCGUUGGUCACUGAAAGGCCGGAUUUAACCGAUGAAACCUAUGUGCCUGAUGGGAGGUAUUGUCAUGCGCUUCAAGUGCAAGAACGGCUCAAUUUUCUAAGAUUCCUCUUGAAGGAUGGGCAAUUGUGGCUAUGUGCUGAUCAAGCAAGGCAAAUCUGGCAAUGCUUAGCCGAGAACGCGGUCUUUCCGUCCGAUCGCGAAGCAUGCUUUCGCUGGUUUUCCAAACUUAUGGGCGAGGAACCUGAUUUGGAUCCUGGCAUAAAUAAGGACUUUUUCGAAAAUAAUAUCAUGCAAAUAGAUCCGUUAUUGUUGACCGAAAGCGGCAUACGCUGUUUUGAAAGAUUUUUCAAGGCUGUUAAUAUUAAAGAAGGCAAAUUGAAGAUGAAACGAAGAACCAUCUUGACGGAUGAUCCCGAUUUGAUUGGAAUUCAUUAUUUAUGGAAGGUGGUGACUCUUUGUCCAGAUGAAAUAGCGGCCAGAGCGAUUGAAUUCCUCAGAGAAGUUAGCACUAAUUUGGGGCCAAAAUUAUUACAGAAUCAAGUAGAUUUUCACUUGCAAUAUAUCGGCGAGUGUUACGACAGACUUAGGGCGCACUAUGACACCGUCACUAUUCUGCAAAAGUCGCCGACAGAUAAAGAGCUUGACAACAAUCAAAUACCAAAUAGGAUACAAGCUGAGGCUGUGAAAAUGUGCAGAGUAAUGAAGGUUUUGCACGAAUACAUAAGCGAAUGUGAUAACGCGUUUGUGGGAGAAAGAAGAAUAUUGCCUUUGCACAGAGCGUGCUACGGAAAAUAUUUAACGGUUAUAGUUCGGUUCUCGAGUUUAAAUCGACAAGUUGAUGAUAUGGAUCUUCAUACUCACUCGAACGACACGCUGUCAUCUCUGAGGAAGACAAUUCUGAGGCUUAUAAAGCCAGGCCUGCAUUGUAAGCUGGAACUGUAUUUAAAUGGUGAACUUCUUGAGCCAACUGACGAUCGAAAGCUACUUUCUCAGAUACCUAUUCGCGACAAAACCAUAAUAUCCGCAAAAGUCAUUCAGCUAAAUUCAAAUAUGGCUUCGUCUCAAGAUAGUAGUUCAGAUAGUUCAACUUCAUCACCACAUCACUUGUAUGAUGGCCCGAACAUUGAUGUCGAGAGUCUUUUGCCAGGUGUUUUAAUGUCUCAAAAUCCCAUAUACGCCGAAUUUUUCUGUAACUUAAUGGCCUUGGGCAGUCAGUUGGAAUCGCCUGCUUUAAGAAACAGCGCUCAUGCCUUGCUGAGAACUAUACCUUGCGAUAGCCGAACCAUAGAGAUUCUAAAGCUUCUUUUUACUGGGCCUUCGGAGCCAAAUAUGUCAAUGGAAAACACUUUCUUUCGUGCGUCAUCUUCAGAGGUUUUAUAUCACUUGGAGGUUUUGUAUGCGAUGUUGAUGCCCGCGAUGGACACACUCUCCGACAAGACAUUUGAAUUUCAAUACACUUUCAUAACAUCUGGAGAAGCUCAUUUAUUUUUAGAAAUGUUUACGAAGAACAACUUUAUGUGUAAUGCAGACAAUUUUACUAGACGAUCCGCUUAUUUAGUGAUUAUGAAGAUUUGCAAGCUAAUUUUAACAUCAUUGGCUCAUGUUCUGGUAACACUAAGCGAAGAUCAUACACCGCCAGAAAAUGAACCAUACAACGAGACCAUCCUUACGCCGGGAAUGCAUUUGAGUCAAGCAUUGAGAUCUGUGCCCGGUCAUUCAGAUUAUUUGCUACGUCAGGUAGCUAUGAAACUAUCUCAAGGCUUAGCCCAACUGAUGGUGUCCGAGACUGGGAGUUCUGGACAAGCCCAAGCAUUAUUCAGCCAGGCACUGAAUUGGGAAUUACCAGACUUGCCCACUAUGCUCGCACUGGUUCGACUCAUCUGGGCCGCAAGCAGUAAUCAUUUAGGCGAGCUAAACUCGUCUCCAGAAACUUUACACUCUUUGUCAGAGCCUGCAAAGCUAAAUUCUCACGGGGAAUUGGAGGGUGAAGAUAUCCUAUUGUGUAAAGAAGCUAUGGAAUUGCUUAGCACAGCAGUGGUGUUAAAUUCUGGCAGUCUGGAACAUUUGUAUCAAGAUAGCUGGUGGCCGUACUACAUUACGGAUCUUGUUCUAAUCAAUCCGAACUGUGCAAUUCGUUUUGCAGCCGCUGAACAGCUAAUAGUGAUUUGCACUUGUGGCGCUGCGAGUCGAUUGGCCCUUCAGCAUAUAAUGCCCCUUUUGUUCUCUUUGCUAGACACAAUGGUUUUAGAAUAUGCCGAUAAUGCUCAUGAAUAUUUCCAGCUUUUGUGCCGAUUAGUCAGUGUUGCUUAUAUAACCAGUUGUCCUCUAGAUAAUGCCGUCAAUUUACUGGCUAAUGAGGUCACCUGGCUUAGAAAAGCACGCGAUAAGAAUGAAGUGCUUAUCGAAGGACAUUUGGGCUUGGCAAGAGAACUGCUGAACUUUAUGACUCCUGCUCAGAAAUGCGAGCUGGGCAGUGCUGAGUCUGGAAGUCUAAUUCGCGAGCUACUCGAAGAUUUCCUGUUUCCCGCCAGCAAAUUGCAGCUGCAGCUGGCAAAAACCAAGCAACUGGGGGAAGAUCCGGCUAUUCCGGUAUGUGAUACACCUCAAACCCAGGCGGCCGCCUUCGAUUUGCUCAUUUCCUUGUGCUACAAUUGCGUUCCUAAUUACAAGCAAUUGGUUGCUAUGUUGACGGAAAUGUUCUAUUCUGAUCCAGAUUCCGCUAUACCAGACUGGGAUCAUUUACCGGCUGUGGGGCCCCGACCGUUUCGGGGUUUUGUCGGAUUGAAAAACGCAGGUGCCACUUGCUACAUGAAUUCUGUACUUCAACAGUUAUACAUGGUAGAAAACAUCAAACAAGGACUAUUAGCGGCUGAAGGUGCUGCGACUGAUCCAAACGAGGAUUUUACUGGCGAGGAACGAUUUGAGUUGGACAUAGAUUGCCCAGACGACAGGAACUGCGUAGACGACAACAGAAAGGAUUAUAAUGUUGGAAUAUUAAAACAAGUGCAGGCAAUUUUUGGGCAUUUAGCAUGUUCUCGUCUCCAAUAUUAUAUUCCUCGCGGACUUUGGAGACACUUUAAGCUUCAAGGAGAACCAGUCAAUUUAAGGGAACAGCAGGAUGCUGUCGAAUUCUUUAUGUCUCUAGUCGAAAGUUUGGAUGAGGCCUUGAAAACGCUAGGACAUGAGCAGAUCAUGUCGAAAAUCUUAGGAGGCUCCUAUUCGGACCAGAAAAUUUGCAAAGGCUGUCCACAUCGUUAUUCCAAAGAAGAACCUUUUAGUGUUAUAAGUGUAGAUAUAAGAAAUCAUAGCAGUUUGCCGGAUUCGAUGGAACAGUAUGUCAAAGGGGAGCUGUUAGAAGGAGCGGAUGCUUAUCAUUGUGAAAAAUGCGCGAAAAAGGUCGUUACCGUCAAGCGUCUGUGCGUUAAGAAACUGCCACCAAUUCUAGCGAUUCAGUUAAAGCGAUUUGAAUACGAUUUUGAACGAGUAUGUGCCAUUAAAUUUAACGAUUACUUCGAGUUUCCCAGGGAACUGGACAUGGAGCCUUAUACUGUUUCUGGCUUAGCCAAAAUCGAAGGAGAGAUUAUAGACUGUGAUUUAGAUCCUAGCAAUAGUGACGUUUGUACCAAGUAUCGUUUAUCUGGCAUUGUUGUACAUUCUGGCCAAGCAUCAGGGGGACAUUAUUACUCUUACAUUAGGCAUCGUGAUCCAUCGGGUGAAGUAAGGUGGUACAAAUUCGAUGACGGAGACGUUUCUGAAUGUAGAAUGGGAGAAGAUGAGGAAAUGAAAGGUCAAUGCUUUGGAGGUGAAUAUAUGGGCGAAAUGUUUGAUCCAAUGUUAAAAAGAACCACAUAUCGAAGACAAAAACGAUGGUGGAAUGCUUAUAUGCUAUUUUACACUCGGCACGAUGUUGAGGAAGAAUCGAUGAUGAAAUCUCUCAGUCAAGUUACACUGUCUUUAUCAAAACGAGAAACCCAUCUAAAAAUGCCCAUAGCGAUAGAAAAUAGUAUACGGAAGCAAAACAUUAAGUUUUUGCAUCAUCGAAGUCAGUUCACGUUGGAAUACUUCGCCUUUAUCAGAAAGUUAGCCACUAGUUGCGCUCAAACGAAUCUCAGACAUAACCAGAGCAUUUCGAAUGAUCUUUUAGAGCAACAAUAUCUGCUGAGUGUUCAGCUGGUUAGUAAUUUUCUGUUCCAUACUGGUUGGCAUACAAAGAAAAAUCUUAGGGGCCCGGCAAUGGACUGGUGUGACGUGUUGUGCUUACAUCUCAGAACCUCAGCCACAAUAAGGACAUGGUUUGGUGUAAAUAUGCUGUUUAAUCACAUGAACAGAUUUUCUGAAUACCUGCUUGUUUGUCCGAGCAACGAAGUUCGAUCGGCGUUUAUAAAAAUCGUCGUUUUAUUAGCUCAUUUUUCAAUUAAGGACCCUCCAUGUCCUUGUCCGCCUGGAAUCAAUAAUCCGGAUCCUAAUGCAACCUUAAGUGAUCACUUAAUAUGGGCGUUAUUGGGGCUGUUGCAGCGCGAAGUAAGCGAACAUGGGCGACACUUCCCCCAUUACUGCACAGUAUUUCAUACGUAUGCCAGUCAGGGCAUUCAAGAAAAAGCACAGCUCUUGCGACUUAACGUGCCUUCUACCUUUAUGUUAGUUGCCCUAGACGAAGGGCCCGGACCGGCCAUCAAAUACCAAUACACUGAGUUAACUAAACUUACUCAAGUUGUAUCGUGUCUAAUCCGUUGCUGUGAUGUUAGUUCGAAAUGCCAGUCGAGUUCAGCUCCAAGCCCAAUUUUGCCUAAUCCCUUUAGGGACACGUCAAUACCUGACUACAUAAUGCCCAUCUCUCCGCAAGAUGCAGACCUCCUCUUCAAAGAUCCCAGGUUUAUCAAAAAAGUUAUCGAAGACCAAAAUCUCACAGAUGAGGCAAUCAAGCUUAUACAGUUCUGUUCAUGGGAAAACCCAGAAUUUUCCAAGAGUGUUCUCUCCGAGUUGUUGUGGCAAAUUGCGUUUGCUUAUUGCCAAGAGCUGAGGCACCAUAACGAAAUACUGAUGUCAGUGUUGCUGAUUGAAGAUUCCUGGCAAUUGCAGAGAAUCAUCACCGCCAUAACGGGAAUACCAGAUGAAAGAGAGGGGAUUCUAGAAACGAUUGUCAGAGCAAAGAGUCACUAUCAGAAACGAGCAUAUCAAUGCAUCAAGUGCUUGGUUGCCUUAUUCACUAAAUGCCAUUUGGCUCAAAAUGUGUUACUAAGUCACGUUGACAUCAGACGAUCGUGGAUUUCGGCGAUAACAUGGCUUCAAGACGAACUAGACCGAAAAUAUCCACAAAACUCUCAGUACGCCUACAAUACGUGGUCGCCUCCGACCGCUAGCAAUGAAAACUCGAACGGUUAUAAUCUAGAAAGAUCGAAUACUGCAAAGAAAACGCUUGAACGAGCACUAGAGCUAAUACCAAACGUCGAACAGGUCGAAGACGAAGGAGCUGAAGAUCCUGAAUCGCAAGAAGAUACCGGUCACGUCAGUGAUGAACAAACGUUGUUAUGAAUAACUGACCACAGUCUUAUUUUUAAGAUGGAAGCAAGUGUAGAUCAAUUAUCAUAUGACGUUCCUGAAAUCAUCAAAAGCUCGAACCUAAACCACAGGAUUCGGCAUUGUAUAGACGACAUAUAUAUGAGUGUAUAAUUAAUAUCUCCCCAGUUACCUAUUUAUAAAUCAGUCUGCGUUCGAUGAUGUCGGAAAAGAUAUUUAUUUAACUGUGUUUUAAGUACUUUAAAAAAAAGUGUAGGUCAAACAAAUUUUCUUCGCCUCUAUUGUAAUUGUCGGUCAUUGCCGCGAAUCGGAAAAUGCUUUAACGGUCCUCAACGUGUGGCAAUGAGAUGCUGUUUAGUAUUUUCGCUUAAGUUAAAAACCUUAGCGCUCGACAAGUGUUUAUUUUUGCUGUGCAUAUGUUGGGGUGUAGAGAAGGUAAAAGAAAACCAGUUUGUGAUACUACGAUUGUUUGUUACUUACUAUAAAGACUAUAACUUUUCAACUUUAAAGCUUUCACAUUAAAAAACACGCUGCGUACUCCACAUAAGUUCGUCCCUAAAUCAUAUAUUCAAGCCGUUGAAGACAGGACGUGUUACAUAAUUAAAUUAGAUGGUUUCCCGAGUCUUAACGGCUUCAGUAUACAACUCAUAGAACAUUGUUUUCAAGUAAUAUGCAACCCUAACUUUAAUUUCACGUUGUAUUUAAGCACUUAUAACAUUACUUACCUAGUUCGAAGAUCUAGUAUAAUUUCUAGUAGUAGCAUUGGUUUUUUUCAUAUAUAGAACUGUGAUUCAUGUGCGGCAUCUUUCUCUGAAUACAGGAAUGUGAUAUGUACGUAUAUACUGAAGCAUUUUUUCAAGUUUUAUAUUAAACGGGAUGCAUUUUGCCCCUUUGUUCCUUUCUACAGUCGAAGCCCAAUCAAAAGCAACCAUUCGCUAGACAUUGUAUAUACAUUUAAUUCUGUAUUACCGGCGUUUCAUUGGGCCCCUCUUGUUCCAACUGAAAGCGCAUACUGUUUGACAAGCAAAUUAUUUUCAGUAGUUAAUCAUAUGAAAUGUCUUUGAUCUGUAAAUAACUAGCUGAAAUAAAACGGACGUCGAUUUUGUUUAUUUUGUGAUAUUUUUUUGUAAUUAUAAACAUAAGAGACAAUUUAUAAGUCAUAAUGAAAUUUAACUUUUUUCUCUUUUUGUGUACAUACCCUGCGAAAGGGAACGAAAUCCCUCUAUCGUCUAACUUUAAUUAUACAUAUAUAGAGAGCGAUGCCAUUUUUCUUGUUAAUUAGUUUCAAUUUAGAUUGCCUUUUGUUAUGUACAUAUAUUUUUAUUACAUAUGAGUUCAAAACAAACUGUUCAGUUAAGUUUUGUUGUGACUUUCUGCAGAACCAAAUAAUAUUCACUCACCAAGGUUCAUUUGCUUGUAAAUGCACAGUUAUUUAUUUUCUCCACCCGAUUUAUAAUGAUACAAUUCGAAAUUAGUUUCCUCUUGUAUACAAUUUUGUAAUUCUAGCAGUAUAGAAAAGAUGGAAACUAAUACUUAAAUUAUGAUUGAAAUAUGUCUCAUUUAAACAAUGCUUAAAAUAUAAGCCUAUAUUAUACCAUAAUAAUUGUUUGUAUUAUAAUUUAUUUUAAAUUAAAAUACACUUUUAAAUUUUGAAUAUUUUAUAUUUUUUAUGAGCUAAUGUAGUUUAGAAUUUUCAGUUUUGCUAGUUGUUGUCUAAGAAACCUUGAUAUUUAUAAAUAAAUAAAUCAUUGAAAAAAUCCGCACAUUCGCAAGUAAAUGCGGGCAUCGCGUUCGUUAUGGUCUGAUACGAUUAAAAAUAGGCGCGUAUGCGUUCGUACUCAACGUUGGAGCAAAGCGAGCAGGCACGCAUAUCGCCUGAUGUGUGCAGGGAAUUGUGCUGCUUUAAAUGUGUGCAGGCCUGGGAGUUGUCAAAUAGGUUGAUUCCAAUUCCAAUAGUAUGUAGUCUGUGGUUGAUUCAAGAAAAAAUUAUGAUGUUUUUUGUUGGAAAAUUUAUAAUCUGUUGAUGUUUUUGGUUGGCGAAACUGAGCAAUCGGUGAUUUACUGAAAUUGGGCGUCGAAGAAAUAUUAUCUUGUAUGAUUCACGUAUUCGUCAAAAAACUAUUUAAUUCUUCAAAACACAGCGCCCGAAGUCUGUUCGGCUUAAACUCAAAAAUGAAUUCAUCUGCUGAUUUCGGUCUUUUCAAGGAUUCAAGAGAAAUAUUGCAGUAUUUAUCAAAAUAUGAAGAUCUUGAACCGGUUCGAAAACUUCUCAAGAUUUAUGAUGAAACAAAGACAAGGGCCGAUGAGCGGCGCAAAGAAGCGCAAUUUCCAUUAAUUGUGCUGGAAGGAUUGGAUGGAGCAGGCAAAACAGCAAUGUCGAAAAAAUUAUCGAAGAAGUUAGAAGGGGCAAGAUACGUAACACCACCAGAAUCUACCAACUUACUAAGAGAUUAUUUUAAUGACAAUUCCGAACUGAGAACUGCCUACUACUCCUUGGGAAACUACAUAGCUGCUAUGGAAGUAUCCUGCACUUUGCAAGAAAAACCUGUGGUAAUGGACAGGUUUUGGCAUUCAACUACGGCCUAUGCAAUAGCUCAGAAAAUAGCCGAUCAUCCUGAACGUUACAAACUGCCUGAUGCUACCGAUGAGAUUUAUCAAUGGCCUGUCGAUCUUUUAAAGCCUCAAAAAGUGAUUCUUCUGACUGUGAGCGAAGAGAUACGAUUAGAGCGACAUUCCAGAAGAAGUGCAGAUUUGGUGACUGAACAGGAACAUUUGCUGAAAGCUAAUGCAAAGUUCCGAGAGGACAUUCUGCAGGCAUUCAAGAACAUGCGGAAUCCAAAUGUGGCCAUAGUCGAUAGCAAUGGAUCAUUUGGGAAAACCUUCUACAUGUUAUUGGACACCGCUAAGCCUUUACUUCGUAAGUAAUCUUAAAAUAUCGCUCUCUGUGUAAAUGUUUUAUUCGCAGUUGUUAACAUAAAAGUGAGGGCUUAUGGAAAUACUUUGUAUGGAUUUAAUAUAUGAUUAGGGUCGA
Dendroctonus ponderosae (mountain pine beetle) is the source of this 10911-nucleotide messenger RNA. RefSeq names its product probable ubiquitin carboxyl-terminal hydrolase FAF-X (gene faf). Gene Ontology annotation, molecular function: cysteine-type deubiquitinase activity; cysteine-type endopeptidase activity. The record is from RefSeq and is a predicted model, not a curated record. The transcript is spliced from 30 exons. Bases 558 to 7895 code for a protein of 2445 amino acids. Lineage: Eukaryota; Metazoa; Arthropoda; Insecta; Coleoptera; Curculionidae. Gene Ontology annotation, biological process: cell migration; protein deubiquitination. Gene Ontology annotation, cellular component: cytosol; nucleus.